This is a messenger RNA of Caenorhabditis angaria, 1620 nucleotides long. Lineage: Eukaryota; Metazoa; Nematoda; Chromadorea; Rhabditida; Rhabditidae. The record is from the annotation of a GenBank genome assembly.
AUGUCCGAUAAUGAAGAAUUGUUGGGGAGGGAUUUUCCCGGCCCAAACGAGAUUCCACCUCCAUCGCAGGAUGAAAUGACCGAAGAAGAUUUGUUUCGUAUGAGAAGUUUGACAAUCAGUUCAAAACAAGGAUGUUAGUUUUGCUUCACAAAUAUAUACUUCAUAUUUAAUUUUUGAAAAUUUCAGUGAAUAGUGAAACUGCCGAACAAUCGAUAAUUUCACUUGCGGAUUCUACUUCGAAUUUUGAUGAGCAUUUGGGAGAAGAUUUAGAUGAAGAAAUCGAAAAACAAGAAGAAAAUCAAUCCGACAUGAAAUUGGAUCUUCAACAAGUCGUAAAUGGUUAUCUUUUUGGUAGACAACGCAAUGCAGAUUUCGUUCCAAACCCAGAAAUUGUCACAGUUCUCAAAUGGCCCAAACACAUUCCAGUUCCACUUUGCCCAACAACUUUUGACGAGGAAUUGUGGAACAAAUCAUUCGAAGACGCUCGAAUUUACAUGAUCGGAACAGCUCAUUUCAGCAAAGAAUCACAAGAAGACGUGAGAAAAGUGAUGGAAGCAGUGGGUCCAGAUUAUGCAAUGGUCGAAUUAUGCCCGGCAAGAGUUUCUGUCAUCCAAAUGGAUGAGGAAACACUUCUCAAAGAAACCGAAUCGCUAAGUGUUCAAAAAAUGCAACAAGUUAUCAAGCAAAACGGAACAGUUCAAGGAAUCUUACAUCUUCUUUUAUUGCACAUGUCUUCAAGUGUCACAAAACAACUCAAAAUGGCACCAGGUGGCGAAUUCCGUGUCGCCUAUUCAACCGCCGUCAAAUUACAGGUGCAUCUUUUUUUUUUUGAAGUUUGAUUUUCAAUUUAUGGUUUUUUUUUCAGAACUGCCGCGUUGUCCUCGGUGAUCGUCCAAUUGGAAUAUCUUUCAAGCGUGCUUUAGCCUCAUUGAAUGUUUGGAAUCGACUCAAAUUUGUUUGUCACGCAAUUUUCACAAGAAAUGAGAAAAUCAGUCAAGAAGAUGUAAAUGACUGUGAAAACAAAUGAGUAAUCUGAAAAUAUUGAUUUUUCAGAUCGAACGAUGUAAACAAAAAGAUCUUCUCGAUGAACUUCUCGCCGAAAUGGCUGGCGGAUUUCCGCAAUUAAGCAAAAUAUUUGUGGAAGAACGCGAUCUCUAUUUGGCUCACAAUUUGCAUUCUUUGAUUCAAAGACAUUCUAUUGAAAAGAUUUUGGCUUAUGAAAAUAUCGAUCGGCGAAUUCCAUUUCAACCAUUUACGGUAAAAUAUUCUGGGGGGAAAUGGUUAGAUGAAAUAUACUGUUUUUUAGGCCGUGGCAGUUGUUGGAAUCGGGCACACACCAGGAAUUGUUGCAAAUUGGGAAAAACCAAUCGAUAUCAUACCAUUGAUUACAAUUCCAGAUCAACCAAUAUCUGUCAAGGUAUCUAGUUAUUGAUUUUUUUUUCAAUUCAGAAGUUCAGGAAUCUGAACUUUGGAAAUUUGGGAGGAAAAUUCGAUUAAUUUUCUACAAAAUUUUCUAUUUUCCAGAUAUUUGGCUACACAAUGAAAGCUCUCUAUUGGGGAGCAAUUGGUUAUGUUGUUUAUCGAGCCGGCUCGAGAAUUGCUCGUCGAUUCAUUCAAUAA